UAUUCCCACAUUUUCUAUUAAUUAAUCGUUAAUUACUCGACCCAUUUCGACAACUAAAAUCUAUAUAAUCCCACAUCCGUACUUCACACCAAUACACAACUUACUACUACUAUCUUUGAUCAAAUCAGAAAGAAAGAAAAAAAGAUAAAAUGGCCAAAUUAUCCAAUAUUGCUUUAAUUUCAUUAAUUUCGUGCUUGUUCGUGUCCACGCUAGAUGCAUACGCCACCAACGUGAAGGGAAAAACAUUCCUCCGUCGCAUCCGCGGCGAGAAAGAAAAAGUGGUGAAGCUCACUUUCUACGUGCAGGAUCUGCGCGUGGGCAACCCUAACCCCAUCGUGUACGAGGUCGCGUCGGCCUCCGUCACCAGCAGCUCCCCGACGAGCUUCGGGAGCGUCCACGUCGUGGACGACCUGCUGACGGAGAAGCCGGCCUACGGCUCCCGCGCCGUGGGCCGGGUGCAGGGGCUCACCACCUCGGCCGACCUGUCGGUGAACGCGGUGGCGAUCAACCUCAACUUCUAUUUCACGACGGGGCGGUUCAACGGCAGCACCAUCAGCGUGCUCGGGCGCAACCCCGUGGCGGAGGCGCAGCGGGAGCUGCCGGUCGUCGGCGGCACCGGCGCGUUCCGGUACGCGCGCGGGUACGCGGUGACGAGCAACACGUAUAACGAUGCGGAGACGCACUACUCUGUGCUGCAGUACACCAUAUACACCACCUACAACGCGAAGCUCAACGAGAGUGAUGAUGCUGAGGUUGAUGAAAUGUGAUGUCGAUCAACUAUGCAAUAAAUAAGCACAAGCGAGCGUGCGUGUUUGCUUUGGUAGCUAGGUUAAUUAAUUUCAAUUUUUAAUUACCAUGGAUGCUGUAUUUUAUUUUCGUUUGCUAGUGCAAAUGGUGCAUGAUUGAGUUUUGUGUUGCGAUGAUUA
Salvia miltiorrhiza (redroot sage) is the source of this 926-nucleotide messenger RNA. RefSeq names its product dirigent protein 22-like. Bases 150 to 767 code for a protein of 205 amino acids. The record is from RefSeq and is a predicted model, not a curated record. The transcript has a single exon. Lineage: Eukaryota; Viridiplantae; Streptophyta; Magnoliopsida; Lamiales; Lamiaceae.